Molecule: messenger RNA, 4635 nt
Organism: Diospyros lotus (date-plum)
Lineage: Eukaryota; Viridiplantae; Streptophyta; Magnoliopsida; Ericales; Ebenaceae
Biological process (GO): DNA integration
Molecular function (GO): nucleic acid binding
Source: RefSeq, a predicted model, not a curated record
AUGUCUGGUGGGGGCAAGAAAAGAAAAAAGAAACCUGUCAAAGUUUUACGGUACUUUCCACUUAAAUCACGUUUGCAAAGGUUAUUUAUGUCUUCUAAAACUGCUGAACAUAUGAGGUGGCAUUCUGUGGAUAGUAACAAAGAUGGCUUGAUGAGGCACCCGAGAGACUCUGAGGCGUGGAAGAGAUUCGAUGAAACACACCUUGAAUUCGCAUCAGAUCCACGGAAUACUUCCUUCAUCAUUUCAAUGAUCAUUCCGAGAAAGCAAAUGCCAGGGAAUGAUAUCGAUGUUUACUUACAACCCUUGAUUAAAGACUUGAAGGAUUUGUGGGAUGGUGGUGUGGAAACAUUUGACGCUUCACUCAAUGAAAUGUUUAAUAUGCGCGCUGCAUUGAUGUGGACAAUUAGCGAUUUUCCUGGGCUUGAGUUUAGGAAUCCAGCAGUGGCACUAUCAGGUUCAGAGAUAUUCAAGCAGUUGGAAAAUGUUCAUGUUACAUUUGGGAAAGGGAUGGAGGUUGAAGAUAAUAGAAAAAGAACUCGCCAAAAAAAUAUUAUAGAAAGUGGUUGUCAACAAUGGAGAAAGAAAAGUAUAUUUUUCCAACUUCCUUAUUGGGAGUACAACUUGUUGCGCCAUAACCUUGAUGUUAUGCACAUUGAGAAGAAUGUGUGUGAUAAUGUCUUGUACACCAUUCUCAAUGAAAGUGGAAAAACAAAAGAUAAUCUUAAUGCUCGAAAAGACUUGAAAGAGAUGGGCAUAAGAAGUGAUCGUUGGCCAAAUGAAAAUGGACAGUAUCGACCUGCUUUAUUUACAAUGUCAAAUGCCCAAAAAGAUGUAUUCCUUACAACUUUGAAGAAUGUUUUAGUGCCUGAUGGUUACUCAAGUAACAUUGCUAGGUGUAUUGAUCUAAAGCAUCGGAAGAUAUUUGGUUUGAAAAGUCAUGAUUCACAUAUUCUUAUGGAGCAACUGCUACCAAUAUCAAUUAGAAAUGUGUUGCCUAACCAAGUGUCUGUCGUUUUAGUUGAUUUGUGCUCAAUAUUUAGGCAAAUAUGUGGCAAGGUGUUGAAUCCUUUAGACUUUGACAAGCUCCAACGUCGAGUCAUUCUCACACAAUGCCAUAUGGAAAUGCUUUUUCCGCCUGGGUUCGUUACAGUCAUGGUUCAUUUGGUUGUGCAUUUAGUGAAUGAACUGAAGCUUGGAGGCCCAGUACAUUAUCGAUGGAUGUAUCCUAUAGAAAGAUACUUGGGACAUUUGAAGUCCUAUGUAUGUAACAGGGCACAACCAAAAGGUUCCAUUAGUGAAGGUUACUUGGCUGAAGAAUGUUUGACCUUUUGUUCAAGAUACUUGGAGGGCAUUGAGACAAGAUUCAACCAGCGUGGAUGUGUUGAUGAUCAAACGACAAACAAUGAAUCGUCUCAAGUUUCAAUGUUUUUUACUGAAAUAGGGAGAUCGGUUGGGAUGAGGUCCACUGAUAUGGGAAAUGGCAUUUUUGGUUGUGACAUGACUUCUGGAGUUGACUUAUGGCAUAUUAGCGAAAAUAUAACUAAGGAAUAUGGGAAAUUGGGUAUGGAGAGGCGAACCCCAUUUCGUUUAGUGUGGCUAGUGCGAGACUACAUCCGGAGGCUGAAGGCCCAGUGGACUUUAGCCAUAUCGAUGAUGAGACCCGGAGAGUCCAUCCAACGCUACCUUAGUAGGGUGGAGGACGUUAUUGCGGAGACCCCGGGCACAACCUUACCUCCUGGAUUGUUGGGUGAAGUGAAGGCAGAAUCAUAUCUUCACGGUUGCCCGGUUCCUAACAAUACGGGACCAGACGAAGAAAGUGUGGGAAGUAAUGAGACCAUAGAUGAUUCAGAGGAAGACCUUAAUAGGGAGGUAGACUCUCCCGAAGCCCCUUAUGAGGACCCCUCGGAGGAGUCCAAGUGCCUGAUUGGCAUCUACUAUAGCGACCCGAUGAGCCUUGAAGAACGACUUCGUAGGAGAAGGGGCCAGGCCCAGUCGUCAUCUCAAGACUUCCCAGAAGGAAGUGGCUUGGAAAGGCCAAGUGGUGAUAGGUCAUUCGAAAGGUUCGUCGAAAUGAUGAUGAGUUCGGUGAACAGACCAGAGACCCCUACUACAAAUUGGCUGAAGAUGUUUCGAGAUUUACAUCCGCCAAGCUUUAAGGGAGACCCAGAAAUGGACCCAAGUGUAGGAGAAUAUUGGAUGGAGCAAACUGAAAAAUUACUGGAACACUUGGAGUGCCCUGAAGACCACUGGGUAAGGUGCGCUACAUUUAUGUUAGAGGAAGAAGCGGCUAUCUGGUGGAAGUCGAUGUCAGGAGUCUUAAGGACUCGAAAUACCAUCCAAGAAAACGAGGAGGUGCGGGUGACACCUAUUACCUGGGAACAGUUCAAGAUUGCAUUCAAUGAUAAGUACUUUCCUGAGUACUGGAGAGAGGUGAAGAAACAAGAGUUUUUGAAGCUGACCCAAUCAGAGGAUAUGUCCAUGGUGCAGUAUGAGGCCAAGUUUUCCAAGCUGAUAAAGUAUGUACCUAUGUACACUACGGAUGAAUUUGAGAAGGCCCAGAAGUUCUUUCAAGGACUUAGAAAGGAAGUGAAGCAAGUACUGUACGCGUGGAACAUCCGUACUUUGGAUGAUGCAGUUGAGAAGGCUAUUACUGUUGAGCGAAACAUGAUGGCUCAGGGAGAGCUGAAACUCCGAAGUGAUGUGAAAAAGGAGCAAACUGUUGUUGAGGAAGAGAAAGCAGAAGGACAGGAGCCAAUCUUAGAAAAAAAUGAAAACAAUGAAGAAAAAAACAAGCAAAAACAAAAAGAAGAUGGAAAAGGUAAGAACAUUGAAAGAGAAAGUCAAUAUCAUCCUAAACCUCCUUUUCCUCAAAGACUGAGUGUUACAAAAAAAGAACAACAAAAUGCUGACAUAUAUGAGGUGUUUAAACAAGUAAGGAUCAAUAUUCCACUCUUGGAUGCGAUCAAACAAACACCCUCAUAUGCAAAAUUCCUAAAAGAUCUUUGCACUGUAAAGAGAAAAGUGAACGUGCAUGGAAAAGCAUUUCUGACUGAGCAAGUGAGCUCCAUUUUACAAUUUAAGACUCCUCCCAAAUACAAGGACCCAGGCUGUCCAUCCAUCUCAUGCAUAAUAGGAAGCCAGAAGGUUGAUCAGGCACUCUUAGAUUUAGGAGCAAGUGUCAACCUAUUGCCUUAUAGUGUCUAUCAACAGUUGGUCAUCUUGGGGAGACCAUUCCUAGCAACUUCCAAUGCAAUCAUUAACUGUAGGAAUGGAGUUUUGAAACUGUCGUUUGGAAACAUGACUGUGGAGAUGAAUAUUUUCAGAAUUUCCAAACAACAGAACACUGAAAGUGAGAUAGAAGAGGUAGAUUUGAUUCAAACUCUGUUUGAAGAGUAUUUUGAGAAAGAAUUUGUCACUCAAACUGUGAAAGGAGAUAAUCGUUUGGAAGAUAUCAAAAAGGAAAGUGAGAUGCCUUUGACUCAAUGGAUUCCUAAGCUAGAACCUGUGGAACCGUUGAACAAACCAUCAACCUCUGUGAGUUGUCCACCCAUUCCUGAAAAGAAGCCACUGCCAUUUGAGUUGAAGUAUGCCUUUCUAGGAGAAGGAAAGACAUACCCAGUAGUCAUUUCUUCCAGCCUAAGUACCCAACAAGAGGAUGGAUAUUCAGGAUAUAAUCAGAUUGAUGUAGCACUAGAAGAUCAAGAGAAAACAACCUUCACCUGCCCUUUUGGAACAUUUGCAUAUAAACGUAUGCCAUUUGGGUUGUGUAAUGCUCCUGCCACCUUUCAAAGGUGUAUGAUGAGUAUCUUUAGUGAAAUGGCUGAACAUAUCGUGGAGGUGUUUAUGGAUGACUUCUCUGUUUAUGGAAGUAGUUUUGACUUGUGUUUAAAGAAUCUGGAGAAGGUUUUGAUUCGUUAUCACGCUGCUUUGAAAUACCUGCUCACUAAGCAAAACACCAAGCCACGCCUUGCUUGUGGAGGUCAUUUCUCUACCCGGAAAACCAUAGCAAAAAUCCUACAAAGUGGAUUUUACUGGCCUACCAUGUUUAGGGAUGUACACUAAUUUUGCUUGUCAUGUGAUAGAUGCCAGAGGUUAGGAAGUCUGACAAAAAAGAGUAUGAUGCCUUUGCAGCCCAUUCUGGUUCUUGAAAUUUUCGAUUGUUGGGGAAUAGAUUUUAUGGGCCCUUUUGUUAACUCGCUUGGUCAUGAAUACAUCCUUCUUGCUGUAGACUAUGUUUCCAAGUGGGUUGAGGCAAUUCCAACAAGGACAAAUGAUCACAGGAUAGUGGUAAAAUUCUUCAAAGAAAACAUUUUCAGUAGGUUUGGAAUGCCUCGUGCCAUCAUCAGUGAUGGGGGUUCUCAUUUCUGUAACAAGCCAGUGGCAGAACUAAUGAAAAAAUAUGGGGUAGUUCAUAAAGUCUCAACCCCAUACCACCCUCAGACAAAUGGCCAGGCAGAAUUGGCAAAUAGGGAGAUCAAGCGUAUUUUAGAAAAAACUGUCAAUUCCAACCGAAAGGAUUGGUCUUUGAGGUUGAUUGAUAUUCUCAAAGUGAAUGGACAACGCCUGAAACCAUACUAUGAAUCUUUGAAUAAACAGGAGGAAAGCAUGGAUCUUAUAGAUCCACCCAUUGGGUAG